Messenger RNA from Yamadazyma jaroonii, 951 nucleotides. The record is from the annotation of a GenBank genome assembly. Lineage: Eukaryota; Fungi; Ascomycota; Pichiomycetes; Serinales; Debaryomycetaceae.
AUGAUUGAAUUGGAUUAUCAUACAAAUUUGACGGUAAUAUCAUCGAAUUUACAACCUUCGGUGUAUUUAACCAAAAAACCUGACUUAAUUCAAGGAAUUCCUGACGGUGUUUUGGCUUUGAUAUCUCCAGUUAUACUUUACUGGAGUUAUUGUACAUUCUUUCACAUCAUUGAUGUUUACCAUUUGGCUGAAAAAUAUAGAAUCCAUCCUUCAGAAGAAGAGUUGGCCAAGAACAAAGCUAGCUUGAAAGACGUCAUUUAUGAUGUGGUCUUACAACAUAUCAUUCAAACAAUAGUAGGUUAUGGUGUAUAUUGUCUUGACCCAACCCCAACUACAGGGUUUGAAUUGAAGGAGAUGUGGGAAUUAAAACAAAAGUUACACUUCUUGCCUAACGAAGUUAUCUAUUUGAUUUAUAUGUAUGGAAUUCCUUUAUUGAGAAUCAUUAUAGCUUUUGCCAUUAUUGAUACCUGGCAAUAUACUUUACACAGAUACAUGCAUAUGAAUAGAUGGAUGUACAACAGAUUCCAUUCACGUCAUCAUCGUUUACAAGUGCCUUAUGCCUAUGGGGCUUUAUAUAAUGAUCCUGUUGAAGGGUUCUUGUUAGAUACUUGUGGUACGGGAUUAUCGGCCAUAAUAAUGGGAUUGACAGCAAGAGAGAGUUUGUUUUUAUAUAGUUUCUCAACCAUGAAAACUAUUGAUGACCAUUGUGGUUAUAGGUUCCCUUACGAUCCAUUCCAAAUGAUUUUCCCUAACAAUUCUGUUUAUCACGACAUUCACCAUCAAUCUUGGGGUUUCAAACACAAUUUCAGUCAACCUUUCUUCACUUGGUGGGAUACUGCUUUAGGUACCAAGUAUAAGUUCGUUAAUGAAUACAAAGACUUACAAGACAAGGUUACUUUGGAAAGAUAUAAAAAAUUCUUAAACGACAGAACUAUCAAAAAGAAUAAGUGA